Molecule: messenger RNA, 1641 nt
Organism: Thermochaetoides thermophila DSM 1495
Lineage: Eukaryota; Fungi; Ascomycota; Sordariomycetes; Sordariales; Chaetomiaceae
Product: thiamine biosynthetic bifunctional enzyme-like protein
Exons: 5
Coding region: 1-1641 (546 amino acids)
Biological process (GO): thiamine biosynthetic process
Cellular component (GO): cytoplasm
Molecular function (GO): ATP binding; thiamine-phosphate diphosphorylase activity; hydroxyethylthiazole kinase activity
Source: RefSeq, a predicted model, not a curated record
AUGGGGACAGAAUUCGGGGUAUUGUCAACUGGGUUUGGCUUAAGCGGAGAGUGGAGGAAAAGCCAUACCGAUGCCGACCUCAACUACACGCUAUACCUGGUUACAGACUCGAGCCCCCAAAUCCUGGGCGAUAGAGACCUCUGCGACGUCGUCGAGCAGGCCAUCAAAGGUGGCGUCACCAUCGUCCAGCUGCGUGAGAAGAACUGUGACACGCGCGAAUUUAUUGAGAAGGCUCGCCGUUUACAUGCCAUCACCAAGAAAUAUGAUGUGCCGCUGCUCAUCAACGACCGCAUUGAUGUCGCCCUGGCUGUAAACUGCGAAGGUGUUCAUAUUGGACAGGAUGAUAUGGACAUUCACGAGGCCAGGAGGCUGCUGGGUCCCUGGGCCAUCAUCGGUGUCACAGUGAGCACUGUGGAGGAGGCCAUCAAGGCCGCAAAGGAUGGUGCCAAUUAUCUAGGCAUUGGCACUAUAUAUGCCACUUCAACCAAGAAGGAUACCAAGCACAUCAUCGGCACCGCGGGUGUUGCCCGGAUUCUUUCAGCCCUCCACAAGGCUGGGCAUCCAGUCGACUGCGUCGGUAUCGGCGGCAUCAAUGAGUCCAACGUGCAUCGCAUCGUCUACCAGUCCGCCGUCGACCGUGAUCGGAUCUUCCUCAAGGGCGUGGCAGUCGUCAGCGCCAUCAUGGCCGCCCCGGAUCCGCAAGCAGCUGCAAAGCGGCUGAAGGAGAAGAUGACGAGCGUGCCACCCUAUGGCGUGGACGUGCCCUCGUACAUCGCUGAUACAACGGAGAAGGUGCUCGCUGAGGUGCCAAGUGUGAUUACUGCGGUUGAUGCCAACACGCCGCUUUCGCAUAACAUGACUAACCUUGUUGUGCAAAAUUUUGCCGCCAAUGUUGCUCUGGCCAUCGGCGCCUCGCCCAUCAUGUCCAAUUGCGGCGACGAAGCCGCUGAUCUGAGCAAGCUGGGCGGCUCGUUGGUCAUCAACAUGGGCACUGUCGACGACGAUGCCCUGGCCAACUACAUCAAGGCCGUCAGGGCAUACAAUGCUGUCGAUCGUCCCGUCAUCUUUGAUCCCGUUGGCGCCGGAGCAACCACCAUCCGGCGUCAGGCCGUCAAGACCCUCCUGCACGAAUGCUACUUCGACGUCAUCAAAGGCAAUGAAGGCGAGAUUCGCACCGUCUUCGGCGACAGCGACGUGCAGCAGCGCGGCGUCGACAGCACCAGCACUCUCGACGAGACCGCGAAAGCGACCCUCGUCCGGGCGCUCGCCAAGCGCGAGAAGAACGUCGUCGUCAUGACCGGCAAGACGGACUAUGUCAGCGACGGGAUCAACACGUACGCUGUGGAAAAUGGUCAUCCGUACUUGGGCUUGGUUACGGGCACGGGUUGCACGCUGGGUACGGCGAUCUCGGCGGCUGUUGCAAAGAGGACGACGUAUGGCAGGAUUGUGCACGUCAUCGCGGCGUUAUUGCACUUUGAGAUUGCUGCGGAGCUAGCGGCCGAGAGAGCCGAUGUCAAGGGGCCGGGAACGUUCUUGCCGGCGUUCUUAGAUGAGUUGUAUAGGAUCCGGAAAGAUACUGUUGAGGAGAACUUGGAGUGGUUGCAGAGAGCGAAGGUUAGGAAGAUUGAGCUUAGGGAUUAA